AUGUUCUCCAGCCUCGCCACCAAAAUCGCCCUCAAAAAGGCCGGCAUCCCCUUCGACGCACUCGACUUCUCCUCCCCCCGCGAGCCCAACAAGCUGCGCAAAGACCAGCCCGCCGACGGCCAAGAGUCCAACUGGUCCAGCUGGCUGUCCUACAAGUCCCUCCCUCUCACCGUGCACCCGUGGCUCUCGCCGCCGCCGCCGCCCAUCCAAGUCUCCCGCGUCCCGCGCAUAGGAGAGGCCGCGCCGCGAGACAGAGACGGCAAGCUCGCCACCGGCGGCGGGAGACGCGUCCUGGUCGUGUUUCUACGCUGCCCUCCAACUGACGUUCCCGGCCGACACCCAGUCGCCCAAAAGACAUUCGUCAACCUCCGGACGCUCGCCAACCGCCACGGCCAGACAAUGACCUGCGUCGCCGUCAGCCACGCCUCGGAGCCAGCCACGCGCAAAUGGAUCGACCUGCUGGGCGGCGCAUGGAACGUGCAGGUCGUCAUUGACGAAGACCGCGCCAUCUACGCGGCGUGGGGCCUCGGCGUCGCCAACAUGUGGCACCUGUUCAACCCGACGACCCAGGUGCAGGGGUGGAAGGAGAAGGGCUGGCUGGGCGACAAGGUGGCCGAGGCGAUGCAGCGCAAGGCAACAGCGCAGCCCGCGAGAGACUACCCCGAGAGACGACGCGCCGCCGGUGCUGGUGGUGGUGUCGUCCAGCCCGGCGAGGAGGACGACGACGGCGGCGGCAUUUCUACCGUCAUGGGGAACAAGUGGCAGGAGUCGGGCGCUUUUGCCGUUGACGGGAGGGGGACCGUCAUUUGGGGAGGCAAGGCCAUGAGGGCGGAUGACGUGAUGGACUUGGAAGAGGGUGCUAAGCUUUUGGCCUUGUGA
Molecule: messenger RNA, 879 nt
Organism: Metarhizium acridum CQMa 102
Lineage: Eukaryota; Fungi; Ascomycota; Sordariomycetes; Hypocreales; Clavicipitaceae
Source: RefSeq, a predicted model, not a curated record